AUGUAAUAAUCCAUUUUUGAUUUUGGUAAGACAAUUUCAAGUUUUUGGCAUCUUUGUGAUAAAUGUUUGCUUGAUGAACAACCUGAUCUAAUAGAGUCUGAAUUUCUAGUUGGUUCUAAAUAAAGAAUCAAAAAAAAAUUUCUUUUGAUGAGUGAAACCUCAUUGUUUAAAGUCUCAGUAAUGUAACUCAAAAUAGCACCCCUUCUUACUAUGCAUGUUUAAUUUAUAGAUCCAUCUUCAGAUCAUUUUGUAUAACUCAAUUCAGAUGAGACAUUAUAUGGAUUUAGACUUUCCUAUCAAGGUAAGAGUCUCGAGAUUUUUACUUCGGAUAAAACGAACUAUGAAGUUUGGAAGUCUCACUUUCGAUUGAAGUGCAUUAUGAAUAAUUUUCAUGAUGCUUUUUCAGUAUCAAAAAUGAUUGGCAAAGGCAGUUUUGCAAAAGUGUAUUCAGCGACAAAAAAAGAAAAUAAUAACUAAUAUGCAAUAAAGGCAUUCAGCAAAAGCUAUAUGUCUCAACAAUCAAAGGGAAUUGAGAGUCUAUUAAAUGAGAUAAAAGUAAUGAGAAAAUUGAACCAUCCAAACAUUGUAAAAUUGCAUGAAGUUCAUGAAACAACUAAUUCAAUUUACUUUGUUUUGGACAUGAUAUAAGGAGGAGAAUUAUUAUAACGAGUGCGUGAAACAGGUAUGAAUUUAUAAUCUACAAUUGAAAAGAAACUGGCCUUCAAUUUGAUAAGUGCAUUGAGACACAUGCAUGAAAAUAAUCUGAUUCAUAGAGAUUUGAAGCCUGAGAACCUGCUGUUGAAGUCAAGAGACAAUAAUUAUGAAAUCGUUUUGGCUGACUUUGGAUUAGCCACCAGUCUCAAUGAAGAACCCUUAUUCAAAAGAUGUGGUACACCAGGCUUUGUCGCUCCUGAAAUCCUUGAAUACAUAGAUGGAUUGGAUUUCUAUUGUGAUAAAUGUGAUGUCUUUAGUGCAGGGAUAAUCUUGUAUCUUUUGAUUACUGGCAAUACUCCAUUUGCAGGGAUUGAUUAGAAAUCUAUCCUAAAGAAUAAUAAAUAAUGUGAAGUGGAUUUUAAGGAUCAAUAAUUUAAACUGGCUCCAAUCUAAAUGCAAGAUCUAGUAUAAUCAAUGCUCAUGAAGAAACCUUCUUUGAGAUUGAGUUCAGAAGAAUGUUUAAAACAUCCUUAUUUCAAAGAAUUGGCUAAGGAAUACAACAGAUAAACAGAGAAAUAUUAAAAGAAUCUCCAAGGAUAUUCAGAAUUUAAGAAUGCUGUUAAAAUAGGAACUUAAGAAAUUGAAUAGAGAUCUCCCUUAAACUUCAACUCCUCUGAUUCAAUAUCCUCAAAUGUCUCUAUAACAAGACAAGACCAAAGGAAAUCCUCUAUCGUGGUUGGAGCAUCAAAAUUUUGUUAAUAUAGUGCUAAACUAUCAAAGCAAAAUUCAAGAGAGAUUACUGGUAAAUUACUUCUCUAGUAUAUAGAUAUACCAUAGAAACAGGAACCAAAAAAGUAAAAGGAUUUACAUAGACUUGCCCUUACUAACAGUCAACUUAAACAUAUGGCUAGCAGUAAAUAAGAUAGUAAUGAUGAUCCUACAGCUGAAAAUUGCAAUAUAGGAGCAAUGGUGAGAUAAUACAACUCCACUAGACAAAUAAGGAUACCAGAUAGUACAUUAAAAAUAAAAGAGUGCAAUACUCCUACACUGUAAAAACAAUGA
Molecule: messenger RNA, 1716 nt
Organism: Paramecium tetraurelia
Lineage: Eukaryota; Ciliophora; Oligohymenophorea; Peniculida; Parameciidae
Exons: 5
Biological process (GO): protein phosphorylation; mitotic DNA damage checkpoint signaling
Cellular component (GO): cytoplasm; nucleus
Molecular function (GO): ATP binding; protein serine/threonine kinase activity
Source: RefSeq, a predicted model, not a curated record